Molecule: messenger RNA, 222 nt
Organism: Closterium sp. NIES-65
Lineage: Eukaryota; Viridiplantae; Streptophyta; Zygnematophyceae; Desmidiales; Closteriaceae
Source: the annotation of a GenBank genome assembly
AUGAUGAGGAUUAUACGCGCGGCAUGUGAUGUGGUGCGCUCAUGCUCUGAUGAUGAGGAUCAUACAUUGCUGGCGCCACUGAGAGCCCUUGCUCACACCAUCCCACCCUUUGCUCGCUACCGCCUCUCUUCUCUGAUCGCCAAGCCAAGAGAGUCAUCUCGAACGUACAUUGGAUGCUUCCAAAGGGGAAUUGUGAUUACUAACCCCAAGAAGAAGUGGUGA